Rotaria socialis is the source of this 2658-nucleotide messenger RNA. Lineage: Eukaryota; Metazoa; Rotifera; Eurotatoria; Philodinida; Philodinidae. The record is from the annotation of a GenBank genome assembly.
AUGUCGUUUCCACCACAUAUGCCAAUGAUGACUCCUAUUCCAUUCUUUCCUCCCGUUACUUCUAUGAUGAUGCCACCAAAUAUGGCAACACCACCACCUGGAAUACCUACAGCACCAAAUGGAACUCUCAAAUCAGGAGACAAUGAUAAAAAAAACCGUCUUCAACCAACUACAACUGUGUUUGUUGGUAGUAUUUCUGAUAGAGCGCCAGAAGUUAUGAUGAAACGAAUGCUUCAACAUUGUGGUAGUGUUGUCAAUUGGAAGCGAGUUCAAGGUGCAAAUGGAAAACUUCAAGCAUUUGGAUUUUGUGAAUAUGAAAAUCCUGAAAGUACACUUCGUUGUAUUCGUCUUCUUAAUGGUUGGCAAAUACAAGAUAAAAAAUUAGUCGUCAAAGUCGAUGCUAAAACCAAAGCGUUACUUGAUGAAUAUAAAAAAAAGAAACGACAUGAAUUAGCAAAAAAAGCUGCAAAUGAUACAACAGCAUUCAAAUUUAUCUACGAAGAUGAUGAAGAUGAUAAGAAAAAAUCGAACAGUACGGAUGCAGAUGGAAAGAAAAAAUCCGGUGAAGAAGGUGAAAUUGAAGAAGAAGAAGAUGAUUAUAUUGAUGAUGAAACACGUCGUGAAGAUUUUACAAUAAAACAAUCACUUGAAACAGUUAUGCGCGAAUAUUCACGUGAAAUGAAUCAACGAGCAUUGGAAGCAAAAGAAAUGGCAGCUCGUGAAGCGCAAACAACAACACUACCAAUACCAUCUAAUUUAUCUAUGCCUCCACUACCAAUACCUUCGAAUUCAACAGUUAUGCCUACAGCACCAGAUGUAUCUUCAGUUAAUCCAGCAACACGCCGUACUGAUCCAGCUGAUCCACUUGAUGAUGAAGAAGGAAAACGAAAUUUAAUUUCCAAUGAAAUACAAAUGUUUCGAAAUCGUUUCAAAGAUGAAGAUACAAAAAUGCGUAAUACUGAAAAAGAACGUAAAGAUCGUUAUGAACGAGAACGUGCAUUACAACGUGAAAAACGUGCAGCUGAAGAAGCAACUUCUAGUGAAAAUCAUAAAUUUGGAUCAUCACCAUCAUCACGUGGAUCGCCACCUCCAUCGUUUUCAUCUCGUGAUCGUUCUUCACCAAGACGUGAACAUAGUAGUAGUACAAGUCGACGUGAUCGUUCACCGCCUAGUGAUGAUCGUUAUCGUAAUUCAUCGUCAAGAAACAAUACCAGUAAUUCUGUACGUAGUCGCACAAAUGAUCGACGUAGUUCACCACCAUCACGUUAUGAGCGUCGUUCACCUGUUCCACCAUCGCGUCCAUAUAGUCGUCGUUCACGAACAAAAUCACCUGUGCCAAAAAGUCGUGUUGGGGGUGGUGGUAAUAAUGAAGAAGAUACUGAGGAAGCUUAUGAAAGAAGAAAACAAGAAAGUAGAUUGCAAGAAAAGGAAGCUCGUUAUCGAGCACGAUUGAGAGCAUGGGAACAACGCGAACGAAAAAGAGGAGCUGUGUAUGAAGCUGAGAAACAACGUGAAUUAGGUCGUUUACAUGAUGAAGAAAAAGAAGCCAAACAUUUGUUAUCGUUUCUCGAAGAGUACAAUGAUGAAACAGAUGAUCCAAAAUAUUACAAGGGUACAGCAUUAGCCAAUCGCUUGAAAGAUCGUGAACAUGAAAUUGAAAUUGAUAAUCGUGAUCGACAUCGUGAAAAAGAUGAAAUUGAAGUGCUACGUGUUAAACUACUGCAAGAGAAUAUUGAUGAUAUUGAAUUAGAAAUAAAACGACGUUUAGAGAGGGAAGAAGAAAAUAUUCGUAAACGUUUAGUCGAAUUGAUCAAAGCGACAAGUGAUGAAUCUAGUGACGAAUCAGAAAAUGAAGAAGAAAAAGCGAAGAAAACUUCAUCAAAAAAUCGAAAAGACGCUAUGGAUAUGUCAAAUAAUUUAUCAACUGAUUUAGUUAAUUCAAUUACUGAUAGUCUAAGUCAUUCGUCACGAACAACAAAUAAAGUUGAAUCUCCACCAAAUGAUAUUAAAGUUAGUCCUCGUCAUACGUCUGCACUUGGUGGUGCACCGAUUACUGGUACGAAACUACCGUCAAAACGAAAAUUAGCUGUCAAUGAAGUGUUUCGUGAUGAUCAAGAUGAUGAUGGUACGAAUGCAUUACCGAAAAAAUCUAGACUUUUUGCAAUAAUUGAUCAGCCAACAACUGCUCCCCAAAUUCCAAUAACACAAUAUUCUCCUAAACAUUCUAUUCCGCAUGUUAAAGAAGAACCGAUGCAUCGAACAUCAUCCAAACAGACACCGCCAGCUUCUAAUGCUAAUAAUAUUUCAGCACAAUCACAAGAAGAAAAAAGACAAGCUGUACGUAAAUUAAUUGAAAGUAUUCCAACGAAAAAAGAAGACUUAUUUACAUUCGCACUCGAUUGGUCACUUCUUGAUCCUAAUCUUAUGGAAAAACGUAUUAAACCAUGGGUAACCAAGAAAAUUGUUGAAUAUAUUGGUGAAGAAGAACCAACAUUAACAGAUUUUAUAUGUACAUCCAUUAUGUCUAAGAAAAGUGCUGACUCUAUAUUAGCUGAUAUACGUGUUGUACUUGAUGAUGAAGCUGAAGUUUUUGUUGUUAAAAUGUGGCGUUUAAUUGUUUAUGAAAUUGAAGCUAAACGGCAUGGUCUGAGCAAAUAA